Messenger RNA from Mya arenaria, 7688 nucleotides. RefSeq names its product ubiquitin carboxyl-terminal hydrolase 45-like. NCBI's taxonomy places the organism in Eukaryota, Metazoa, Mollusca, Bivalvia, Myida, Myidae. The coding region runs from base 147 to 3722 and encodes 1191 amino acids. Gene Ontology annotation, molecular function: cysteine-type endopeptidase activity; zinc ion binding; cysteine-type deubiquitinase activity. Gene Ontology annotation, cellular component: cytosol; nucleus. Gene Ontology annotation, biological process: protein deubiquitination. The transcript has 21 exons. The record is from RefSeq and is a predicted model, not a curated record.
CCCGGAUAUGACAUUUACCAUGUUGGUAAAAAUAGAAAAUAGAUUGUCUCUUUAAAUCUAAAUUAAACAACAUUUUUAAGGAAUGACAGCCGCAGAGUGCCUUUAGAGCAAUAAAUUAGCUGUCCCAAAGUGUGACGUCUUUCUCAAUGAGAGUUCUUGAAGCCAAAGUUACAGUAUCAUACAGUAUGGGAAAGAAAAACAAGCACAAAUUGCACAAGCAUAAAGAGAACGAGGUGUCAGACUCCUCGGAAGAUAUCACAGGAAAAGGAUGUGCUCAUGUGAACAAGGCUGUGAAUUUCAGUGCAAUGAAAAAAUGUUUAGCAAAACAGACAUUUGGAGAAUGUCAAAGUUGUUUGAAGGAUGUGACAAAAAAGGUUGAGAGCCGUGUUGGAACAGAGGGGGCGGAGGGUGGUGUGGGUGUGGACCCUGUGGAAUCUCUUGACCCCAGUCUAUGGGUCUGCCUCCAGUGUGGACACCAGGGUUGUGGCAGGAUGAGCGUAGAGAAGCAUGCACUGAAGCACUACGAGACACCACGAUCCUCCCAGCAUAACAUUGUCAUCAACACCACCAACUGGCUUGUCUGGUGCUAUGACUGUGAUGGGGAGGUAUCGGUGGGAAAAAGUAAGAAGGUUCAGGAGUGUUUGGAUUACCUCAGGAAACAGGCGGGAACGCUUCUCACUGAUGGAACACAGGCAUCAGGUAAGAACAGUUUGGUGGCGGGGACGAGCGGAGUGAAUGCAGACGGGAACAAGUCACGGGUAACGGCCGGCAGGGCUUCAGGAGGUUGCACCAAGGUCAAGGGUCUGAGCAAUUUAGGAAACACCUGCUUUUUCAAUGCUGUCAUGCAGAAUCUUGUACAGACACAUGCUCUGGAAGGUCUGCUGCAGGAUCGCAGAAAGGGGCAGGCUCUCAAGCUGCUGAACCAUGGGGACAGCCUCCAGGACUCUGCCAGCUCCGGCGAUGAUGACAGCGACAACGAUAAACCCAGUAAACAGCUUAAAGAGCUGGUGCGUACACCUUCUUUAAAGGGUUCUAUUGAGAUCACCCUGGUAGAGCCAGGUCCGCUGACCCACUCCCUUGUGAUGUUCUUCCAUGAUGUCAACUCCACCACCAAGUCUGGAUGUAUCAAUCCCAGCGCCCUCUUUGGACAGGUCUGCAAGAAAGCUCCGCGGUUUAAGGGUAUGCAGCAGCAGGACAGCCAUGAGUUGUUGAGAUAUCUGCUGGACAACAUGCGUACUGAGGAGAUCAAGAGAGGCCAGAGUGGAAUACUGAAGCACUACAAGCUGUCAGAAAACACCAACCCCAAAAAAGUGGACGAGGAAACAAAGUUUAAAAUUAAAGUGUAUGGUCAUGACAUCAAGCACACGUUUGUGGAGUGUUUGUUUGGAGGACAGCUGAUCAGCACAGUCGUCUGUGAGGAGUGUAAAUACAUAUCACAGAUCCUUGAGCCAUUCCUAGAUCUAUCUUUGCCAGUCACAGAAGAAAAGCCCCAGCGCCCAAACCAGGUUCAUGGGCGUGUAAGGCGGGAAUCAGAGAAGGAAGAGCAAGGUGGCCAGUCCCUGGAGAAAGCCCCAGCCAGUAAGGAUGAACCCUCCAAACAUAUGAACAAGAAACAGAAGAAGAAACAGAAGAGGGAAUCCAGGCGUCAGGGCAAGGGUAAGGGGGUGGCUGGCCAAGAGUCAGUUGAUGAACAGAAGGAGGAGGAAGGAGAGGAGGCUGGGCAGGACGGAGAGCAGGACAAGGGGGACAAUCAUGCUGAUGAUGACUCAGAUGCUGAUGUGGAGGACAAUCUGGAAAGUGACACAUCAAAGUGCUACAUGAACCAGAGCCUGAGUGAGUCUGUAACAUCUUCAGACGCCCCACCUCCCAGCCAGCCUGGCAGCAAACACCCAAGUCCCCAGUCCAGUGACAGUUUCCAGGCGCCCAGCACAGAGGCAACCAGCAGUUGUGCCCAACAGCAGGAUACACAGAAUGAUGGGGACCUCCAUUUAACUGACAGUGCAUGUAAUGGCUUACCCGAGACUAACAAAUCUCAAAUCACUGACAGUACUAGUUCACUAGGCAAUCAGAAUGAACAGGCCUCUCUAUGCACUAAUUCUACAGUUCAAAAUAGUAUGCAAAAUGGUGUUGCACAUGGCAGUGUAGGUAAUUCUCAAUUGUUUGCUGUUAAAACAGAAGUAAACAAUAUAAAUACAGAGACAAAUGGCUAUAUGGAAAGUGAGAGUUCCAACUGUGAUACUAGUUCUGCAGAUAUAAUUGUCAAUUAUUCUUUGGUUAAUGGACAUUUGUCGGAAUCACAAAGCCAUUUGAAUGGUAAGAAAGAGACAAUGGAUACUAGUUAUACGUUUAACUGCAAUUCCUGUGUCCACAACAGUGAGUCACUCUGCAGGCCAGAUGUGAAGCCUACCGAAAUAUGUAACACCGAAAUAUGCAAUGGUCUAGUCAGCUCCGAUGCUGCUGUGAAGGCAGAGGUUGAGUCACUCCAGGAUGGCUCGUCACCUUAUGUCAAUGGCACUGUGCAGAACGGAAUUCAGCUUUCCGACAAUGAAAACGAAACAUCCAAAGACUUGAAUCUUCAAAAUGACAGUGUUGAAACAUCUGUAGGAACCAGUGUUGAUAGUGGAUUAAACGAAAGCAGCACGCUAGAAUGCCAAACAGAGACAAGUGCCAUGUCAGAUCUUAGCACUUUGACUUCUGAUAUUAGUGCUCUUAGUUUAGCAGAUGGAUCUGAUGCUUUAGCAAGCGAAGGGAGUAAAACUGUAGAUAGAAAUGAUACUAUAGCAAAUGAAUUUAAUAAACUUAGCAUUGCAACUGAAAAGGCAAACAAAAAUGAUACAGAUGCAAAGAAACCAAGUAUAGAAGUCUUUGACUCAAAGGAAGAAAACUCAGGCUCAAAAACCAUAAAUGGUACCAGUCAACAUGCUCAUUCCAAAGACAAGAUGGACUCUUGCAAUAUGCAAUCAAAACCCAAUGUAAACAAGCAGUUUGAUUUAAAGCAACUGUUCCAAGAGGGCAAGAAGAAAUCAGUUAAUACACUCGCUGACAGGUACCAGCCUUCGUCCGGGGAAUGUUCCAUCCAGUCGUGUCUCAAUCAGUUUACAGCAGCAGAACUUCUUACCGGCCAUAACAAGUUUGGCUGCAAAAACUGCACAAAGAUAAAGUUCAAGAACAACCCUAACAAAGAGAAGAAGGAGACUGUUUACUCCAACGCCAACAAGCAGUACCUCAUCUUCCAGACCCCCGCCGUCCUCACACUGCACCUCAAACGUUUUGAACAGAUCGGCUUCAGUUCACGGAAGGUGAACAGACAUGUAGACUUCCCAUUUGUACUGGAUAUUGCACCCUACUGUAGUAACUUGACUCAGGGUAUCAAAUCAGGCCAGAAAAAGAUCCUAUACUCGCUGUAUGGCGUGGUGGAGCAUAGUGGGAGACUUAACAUGGGCCACUAUACAGCAUACGUUAAAGUGCGCGCAAACAUCGGCUCCCUGCACAACUUCCUCAACAAGCACAACGUCUCUGUGAAUGAGUACCUCAACAGGUAUGCAGAGCUUGUGAUGCGAGGGGACAGACAGGAAGUGGACACAGGGGCUGGAGCCAAUGAGGAGGCGCUGGUUCCCCCUGGCCGUUGGUUCCAUAUCAGCGACCAGCGCGUGAAUGAGGUCACUGAGGCGAGCGUUGAGCGUGCUCAGGCGUACCUGCUUUUCUACGAACGUAUAUAUUGAUGACUGGUGGGCAAGUUUUAUGCAUAUCUACUGGUGAAAAUGCCUGCUAAGUUGUACCUGUUGUUUUAUGAACGUAUAUUCUGACAACUGGUUGGAAAGUUUUAUGCAUAUCUACUGGUAACUGGUAAACAUGCAUGCUCAGGUGUACCUGAUGGUCUACAAACGUAUCUACUAAUCAGUGUUGUAUUUGUAUAUAACAUUAAUUGCUGGGCCUAGUGUGGUGUCAGGGACAAGGAAUCAUCACUCACACCUUUUAUGUGAACAUCUUUUGUAUUACCUUUAGAAUGUUGAUGCUGUAAGUGUGACAGGUCAAAACAUUUUCAUGUGUCGGACAAGGGCAUGACUGUGUUUUUAUCAGUCAGUGCAACAUUGUUAAAUUGUUACUUGCAAUGUUCAUGUGUACCUUUUAUAAACUACUUGUUACUGAUUUAGUCUAGAAGACAUUAGAUAAGAUAGAAUAUUCAAAAUAUUUUGUUAUUAAAUUCUGUUAUUUAUUAAUAUUUUAAACUGGUUGUCUAGCUGCUGACAUAAUGUAAGUGUUGUUAUUUCUGCGAAAUUGUUGUGACUUGUAUGUGAAUAUGUUUAAUGGAAAAUAUUUUGCUUUUAUAUUGAUGAGUAGUAUUUUCAAAAUGUUAUGUAAUAAUUAUAUGUACUGUAAAUGUUGUCUACUCAAUAGUAGCCAUAUUGUUAUCUGGUUGUGUAGGGAUUGUUUAGUGGUAUUAAAAAUAGAUGCGGAAAUCUAAAUGGCUGAAUAUAAUUGUAUAAGGAUUUGUUGUAUUUAUAGUCGGACCUAUUGUUGCAACGAACUUCAGAUUGUUGCUAUUUUGUUUUUAGUCCAGCCAUCCAUGAAAUUCAAAAUGAGGCUUCAAGUUACAUCAUACUUUACUGCUGAAGUUACUCAUCUUUGCCAAGCUGUAAAAGUCAGAAACUGUGAUUCAAGCAGGCUUUGUAUGCAUUCUUUAAAAUACUGGAAUAAAACUUACUUAUCACCAUUGUUAUGCUAUGGUGGCACGCCAUUGUUAUGCCAUGGUGGCACGCCAUUGUUAUGCCAUGGUGGCACGCCAUUGUUAUGCCAUGGUGGCACGCCAUUGUUAUGCCAUGGUGGCACGCCAUUGUUAUGCCAUGGUGGCACGCCAUUGUUAUGCCAUGGUGGCACGCCAUUGUUAUGCCAUGGUGGCACGCCAUUGUUAUGCCAUGGGGCACGCCAUUGUUAUGCCAUGGUGGACGCCAUUGUUAUGCCAUGGUGGCACGCCAUUGUUAUGCCAUGGGGGCACGCCAUUGUUAUGCCAUGGUGGCACGCCAUUGUUAUGCCAUGGGGGCAAUCUAUUUUUUGUCCUAUUUUAUGCAAAUGAUAGCACAUUUUUACAUCGUCUGCUUCAUUGACAGUUACAUCACUGAAAAUCGAGGGAUGCAGGAGGAAUUUUAGACCAGCAACUGCCAACAACUGCACAAAUUUCAAUGAUGUCACUGAUCUAUGACUUACAGUAUACAGAAAUGUAACUUGAUGACAGUGAUAGUAGCUAUAAUGUCUUGGGUCAAGCUUGAUCAUGGGAUAAACCACCUAGGUAACUCAGAGUUAUGACCCUAUUUAAAAAUAGGUUAUGUCUUGUGCAGAUAACCCCUGACAACCUUAUUAUUAAAUCAUGAUGAAACUAGCUGCCAGUGUUUAUUGCCAUAAUGUUUACUUCAAGUUCCAUUGUGGGGUUAAUCUCCUCAGUUACUCUGGAGUUAUGUCCCUUUUACAUUAAAAAAAAUAGAUUUUUCAAAGUAUGUCUCUGUGCAAACAAAAAUUGUUAUCCAAUCAGGUUGAAACUUGGUGAAAGUUUUUGUGGGCAUAAUGACUUGGUCAAGUUUGGUUUUUGUGUUAAUCAACUCCAUAACUACUGAGUUAUGAACAUAGCUGGUUAAUUAUUGUUAAAGCCUCAUGAUAAUCAGUCACAGUUCUUUUACUACAAAGUUUCGCUUAUUUUAUAUUAACAAUUGGUUUGACUAUGAUUGGCUCUCCGGACAGUGAACACAUCCAAUCCAAGGAAUUGUAAUAGUUUCUGCUGAAGUCAUAUUCACUAGAAGACCUUUUCUGCUUGGCAAAGUUCAAAUGAUGUGGUUAAAAUUGUAGUUGCUGUAUAAAUGGUGCUUUUUACUGGCUCUUGAUUAGACUGUGCUAGAUAUAGACAUUUGGCAAUGUUUAAAACAAUUACUCCACACAUGUACAUGUUUAAGAAUUAUACACUUUUUCGCCAUUACGCACACAAAGAUACAACGAUACGUGUAGAAGUGAAAAAUGGGACAGAAUAUAAUUGUUCUCUUGUACAUUAUAACAUAAUGAACAUUAUUAUUAAAGAAUACUAACAUUACUGAUUUCAAGUUGUAUUAUAUUCUAGUAGAAUAAAGAAACUGUGAAUGCUGAAAUCCACCAGUUCCUAAAUAACCUCAAAAUAGCAAUUACUCAAGAUGAUUUAAUACUGAGAAUUGUGUCAAGCUUUGAGGAAGUACCUCUUUGUAUCUUUGAUGUUAUUUCAGACAAUCAGUUAUUUUUCGGCUAGUAUAACAUCAGCCAUGAUGCAAAUCUGUUGCUUUCCUUGAAUUCAUUUGGUAAAUGAGGUUAGGGCUCAGGCCAUACCAACUGAUUCUAUGUCAACAAUAACAAAACACAAAAUUGCGCAAAAAAUCUGAUUUAGAAGCUGAUUAUGAUUAACAUCAUCAUGGAGAAAAUUAAAUUCCUGAUCAGAUAAAGACCACAAAUGUCACUGGCCUUAUAUUUAAUUUUAAAUAGUAAAAUCCGCUUAGUGUUUGUUGUCUAAGAAACUUAAAAAAAAAGAUGAUCAGGUUUUCCAAGGCACCUUGUUUUUUCCUGCUGGGAGAGAAGGUUUUUAAACUGGAACUCGACGCUUCACUUAGAAUAGGUUUUUUCAGCUCUUUAAAAGGGCCCAUUGCCAAAACAAACUCUUUAUUUUUUCCCCAUUUUCAAAAGAAAAUCUGAUAUUUUUCUUUGUUUUUCCAUCUUGAACAGGUGGAACGUACAUGUUGAGUGUUAUUUUAGCAAUACCUACACAAUCUCAAUUGUUAUUUACUAAAUUUCACCAAAUUGAAGAGAUUUUAUAUGAAAAUAACAAAUAUGAGAAUUGUUAAAAAACCUCAAUAUUUCCUAAUUUUGCAGAGGGUCCUUUUCCCAAAACAGCUUAUAAAAAAAACGUGUCGAAAACAGCUGGUAAAACCCCUUCCCAAAACAGCUAGUUAAACCCAUUGUCCCAAAACAACUGGUAAAACCUAGUCCCAAAACAGCUGGUAAACCCCAUUGUUAAAAAAGCUGAUAAAAGCUCCUGUCCCAAACCAGCUGUGAAAACUGUGCCCCUACACAGCUGGUAAAAAACCCCUUCCAAAACAGUUGGUCAUAGAAUCCUUUUGGUAUGGCCUUAUGCUCACAGACUGAUGCAUGUAUAAAAGAUUAUUAUCUUUGUAAAUCUCUAUAUUUAAAUGCAAUGAAUUGUUAUUUAACAUUUUAAAUCAUGUUUGCAGUAAAAUUGCAAACAAAAUUAUCAUGAAACAGUAUUACACUGCUUUCGUAAGGUUUUUCUUUACCAUACUUUUCUAGGCUUGGACAGAUGUUUAAACAGAAAUUAUAGUGACGAAGCAAUGUGUUAUGCUGUUUAUUUUUGGUAAUGGUAAACUGUAUGAUAAAAAUUGUGAAUUUUCAAGGUUUAAUAUUGAUGAACAAAAUCGUGAAGGCUGCAUGUUUAUGCAAUUUCAGAGUUUGAUAAACUUUGCAUUAAAUAUGAUUGUGUUGUAUUGUUAGACAAACAGAAUCAAUUUCUGUAUCGAUAUCUGCAUUACAAAGUUACACAUGUACAUGUUCACCUUACAAUUCUUCAAAUUGCAUGAACCCAAAUUAUUGAAGUAUCAUUCUGCAUUAUAUGCUUAUAUUUUUGUUUUCUUAUUGAAAUUGAAAAAAUACAAUACGAGAGCAGA